CAUGGAGAACACCCACACACCCACACACACACACACACACACACCCCUCGCGUCCCUGUGGUUUGGAAGAGCGCGUGCAAAGCGCCCGGUCAGUGAGUGUGAAUGGUGAAACCAUGCGCUCUCUCGCGCUGUGUCUGUGGCUCGCGCUCCUGUGCGCGUUUCUCCGCUGCGCCGCCUCCGAGUUCUCCUCCUCCAAAUCCGACCUGGAGUACGAGUUCGGAGAUUACCGGGGCAAAUGGUGCAUCGACGAUCACGGCUUCGUCUAUAACAUCGGCGAGGUUUAUUACCCAGGGCGCACCGCGUGCCCGUGCACCUGCACGGAGGACGGACCGGUGUGCGUGCGACCCAAGUGCCCGCGCAUACACCCGCGCUGCACGCGCAUCAAGUACAAGUCGUGCUGUCCGGUGUGUGAGGCCAUCAGCAAGGUGUGUGUGUACGGAGGCAAAACAUACCGGCUGUUCGAGGAGUUCAGGUUAUCUCGGUGUGAGCGGUGUCGCUGUGAGCCCAGUGGUGAAGUGUACUGCAGCAUAUCAGACUGUCCGGCUCUGCACUGUGUAAACCCAACAUAUGAACCCAAACAUUGCUGCCCUGUGUGUAAGAGCGGUCCAAACUGCUUCGCGGGGAACCGCAUCAUUCCAGCCGGGGAGCGGGUGGAGGUGGACGAUUGGACUGUCUGUUUCUGUACCUACAGAGAUGGAUCCUGGCAAACGCACCCGCACGCCACGUGCGAACAGCGCCAGCGGCCAGACGAAGACGUGUUCAAGCAGAUGGAGGAGCAGGAGAUGGAGAGAGAGAGGGAGAGAGAGAGGGAGAGAGCGAGGCAGAGAGAUAGAGAACGCUUGCCCAGGUUGGAUGCCAUCCCAUGAUGGCUUGAGCGUCCACGGCCUGGAGAAACACAACCUGCGAUGUACCGAGUGCCAACGUUGACCUCUUCCACCCCCUCCAGACCCAAGACAUCCGGUUCAAAACACUUGCAUUCUGGGAUACAUCUUACAUUUACAUGCCCGGGACACGUACUGUGACAUGCUAAAAAUGGUUUAAUGAAUCCAAACUCGAGUAGUUUAUUAAAAAGUCAACGUAAAAUAUGUGAUAAAAGUCAGAUGAAUGCCAGAUGAACUCACUGAUCAGACCCGUCCAAGUGUGUGAGACAUGUCCAAGCGUGUGACCUAAUAUACUCUAUAACUUUCACUCGCUAGGUCUGUCAGACUCCAAGUGACUGUUCAAGUGACUGGUGUAGGUGAAGAUUAGCCCCGCCCACUUUACAUUAAACGGUUAGCAAUUAUAGUGAAGAGCACGUGGACACUGGAAAGUCAUCAGUUAUUCAGACGUUAUAUUGUGUGAGAGAGAGAAAUGUAUCCUACGUUACAAAGAGCCCCUUACAUUUGGAUGACUUUUAUAACUUGGAAAUUCAUUUGCCAAGAAGUAUCAAUAAAACAACACUUUAUUACUCAA
Ictalurus punctatus (channel catfish) is the source of this 1452-nucleotide messenger RNA. RefSeq names its product von Willebrand factor C domain-containing protein 2-like. The transcript is spliced from 3 exons. Gene Ontology annotation, biological process: negative regulation of BMP signaling pathway. The record is from RefSeq and is a predicted model, not a curated record. Gene Ontology annotation, cellular component: AMPA glutamate receptor complex. Gene Ontology annotation, molecular function: protein binding. NCBI's taxonomy places the organism in Eukaryota, Metazoa, Chordata, Actinopteri, Siluriformes, Ictaluridae. Bases 114 to 866 code for a protein of 250 amino acids.